AAAAUAAAAAGCAGAUCGAUAGUUUUCAAAUUUCAAAAUUGUUGUUUGUCGUUUGGAACGUUCGUACAUAAUAUUAUAUUUCUGAUAAUCAACACAGUACUUAGUUAAAAUCGAAAAAUGGGAGAUGCUUUUGAUGAACCGGUGCAGUUGUCAAAAGGAAUUAAUUUAAAGGAUUUGCUAUCAGGCGACAGCGAAUUUCAGAUUGAUUUGGAUUUCAAGAAGCAACAGUGUGAUGACUUGGAAGAUGAUGGCAUUAUUGAUGAUGAUGACAGUGAUUCCGAUGAUGUGUUCAAGAACAUCGAGGAGGAAACGUCGAAGAUGAUGCUGUCGUGUCCCGAAUACCACACGUUUCGGAGCCUGGAGUCCAAAAUGAUUGACUGCGUGUCCUCCGGAGAUGUCAAAAUGUUAAUACUCGAAGAAGGUGAUGGACCACUGGUUCCAGUGGAUGCUGAAGUAUUGAUACACUAUGCAGCUUAUUGGGAGCAAGCGACAAUACCCUUCGAUUCUACUCUCACGCGGAAUAACGGGCAACCUAUGAAAAUAAAACUCGGCCAAGGAAAAAUACUGCCCGGACUGGAAAUUGGCCUAACAUCUAUCCGGGGCCCCAAAUCCCGGUUCCUACUGUUGGUGCAGCCAGCACUAGCGUGGGGCCCGUACGGGGUCCUGCCAAGGAUCAAACCCGAGCCGGCCCUGUUCGUAAUUGCUUUGUACUCUGUGAACGAUACCCAGGCCGCAGUGAGGUUCAACGACCUACCGGUGGCAGAGCAAAGUAAAUUCGAAAACACCACUCGCACGGUCAACUCUCUCCACACGCAAGCCAAAGACUAUUUCGCCAAACAGAAAUUCAACAAAUGUAUAAAAAACUAUCAGCAAUCUAUGACAGUGCUUAAUAUGUCACUGCCAAAAGACAAGAACGAAGAGAACGAAAUUAAAAGGUUACGCAUCAACACAUAUGUCAACCUAGCUGUGUGUUAUUAUAAAAUAAAUAAACCAAAGCAUGUUAUUAACAUGUGUCAGAAUCUGGACUAUGUAACGGAUAUAAAUAAACACUGCAAGGCGUUGUUCUAUUAUGGCCGCGCGUACGAAAUGUUAGGUAAAACCGAGGACGCAAUUAAAUAUUACAAAAUGGCGAAACGUCUCGAGCCGAAAAAUCACGAGAUUGGCAAGGCGCUCGCCGAUUUAGAUCGUUAUAACAAAAAAUCCGCGGCAACCGAGAAAGACUUGUGGCAGAAAGCCUUCAAGUUGGAGCCGCAGACGAAAAAAAAAAACUAUGACGUCGACGCUGACUUUCAGGCGACAGUUCGUGACAUGUGUCAAAAUGUUGCGGACAGCGAAGAGUAUAUGAAGUUUAAUUUGCCAGAGAGCUUUACGCCUAAUGAGAUUGGCUUUAUUCGGGAUUUGUGCGAUGAAUUCGAAGGUUUGGUACUCCAGGAGAAUAAUGUAGGUAAGAAGAAAACGUUUUCGAUUAUAAAACAGGGGCUUGUUAUUGGCUAGUUUUUAGUUUAGUAUUAACCAAGGCUGAUUUGAAUGUAUUUAUUUAAAAUUUCAAAUCGUUUUUGAUAAAAAUAUGUCAGGGAAAACCCUGGGCAAAGUUAAGCAUUUUUAUUAACAUAACUAGGUAAGAAAACCAUGCUUUUUUUUUGUAAGUUUUAACUUUGUAUGUAAUAAAGCAUACUUUGUUGAAA
Molecule: messenger RNA, 1685 nt
Organism: Leptidea sinapis
Lineage: Eukaryota; Metazoa; Arthropoda; Insecta; Lepidoptera; Pieridae
Product: inactive peptidyl-prolyl cis-trans isomerase shutdown-like
Exons: 6
Coding region: 118-1494 (458 amino acids)
Molecular function (GO): protein binding; peptidyl-prolyl cis-trans isomerase activity
Source: RefSeq, a predicted model, not a curated record